AUGAGAUCGAGAAGAUGGUGCACAUCUGGGUCGACGGGUGCGCUCUCGCGGCGUUCCACGCGCCCACCGGCGACGUCGAGGAGGACCGACAGUUCCUUGGAGUUCAGGAGGCUGGUGCUAGAGCUGAUGAUGGCUUGCCGCACCGCCGCGACCGUCCGCGACGGGAGCGCCCGCGUGGCUGCCGGCGGCGACGCCGCGGCCGUCGGCGCGACGCUGCUGGUCCCUGCCGCGCCCACGGUUGUGCGGUGCGCAUGGCGCGGAUGGCCUUCGCGGUGCCAGAGGGUGGCGCGUGCGGCCGUGCGGGUCCGGGCGCUGCUCGAGCUGACGCCGGCGCGGAAGCCCCGCGCGGUGGCCGAAGCGUGGACGUGGCUGCGUGCGCCACUGCGUGUUCGCGCGAGACGCCGCCACGCGCCGUGCGACGACGAUCUGCACAACGCUGCCCUCGACCGCGACGGCGGAGGGCGGCGGGAGCGAUGCGGCGGACCCGCUCGGCCUGCUGCUGCGCGAGGCCGACCCGACGGCCUCGGCGGAGCCCGGGUCGGCCGCGGCGAUCAACGCGGAGCGCGCUGGGGGCUGCAGAAUGCCGCGGGGCAGUUCGGUAAGGACAUCACGUCGCUGGCGGCGCUGCUGUCGAGCGGACUCGAGGCGGAGGUGCAACUGUCGGCGGGCUAUCAGCUGCUGCUGCUCGCGCGCGCGGGGCGGCUCGACGGUCGCUCUGCCCGCCCCGAGCCGAUGUUGCUCGGGCGCCUACAGCUCGCGCGCGCCCCCGCGUAG
Pedinophyceae sp. YPF-701 is the source of this 774-nucleotide messenger RNA. NCBI's taxonomy places the organism in Eukaryota, Viridiplantae, Chlorophyta, Pedinophyceae. The record is from the annotation of a GenBank genome assembly.